AUGUCCAAAAUGGUGUCCAUAUUCUGUCCAUGGCGGAAGCGACAAAAGAAACAAUUGUCUCGUGGCACUUCCAGUGAUGAAUCCGUGCGUCCGCACUCGCUGCCGCCUGCUUUCGAGCCCAUAACUUACACGCCGUUGGACGACGCCAGCGAAGAGCAGCAGAUGCUAGAUGCAAUAUUCUCUACUACCAAUCUUGGUACUUACAACGAAGGCAAUCAAGGUACCACAACGGUUGAUCCACCUCCAGGACCAGAGAAUGUUGUCACUCGUGUGAAUUCGAGAAGGGGCCUAGUUCGACUGGAGUCCUUUGGCGGAAAGCUCCGUACUCGAUUCUCGCGCGAGGGUCGGGUGCCAGUGCAGGAUCCUGCGCCGGAAGAAAGGCAGCCCAAGUGUGAUGGCGGCCAUCUGAGCUUGGAGAACAAGAUGUUGUUUGAUGUUCUUGACAGUGGGAACUCAAGUGAGGCGGCUUACGACAGUGAUGCCCACAACCUUCUCACUCCUCAGAUCACAACGCGGUUGAAAACUAGCCCUGGCAGUCGAAGUACCAUGUUUGCAACUUUUGAUACAACGCCCAUUAGAGAUACUCGGGAGCAAUCGAACGAGCCUUUUUGCCAUGGCCUUGAUGGCACGCCAGUUGGCAAAGAGGAGAGCGACGAAACUGAGAUGAAUGAUUUCCAACAAACGGGCAAGGCUGAUGGGACCGUACCAGCCAUGGACUCUCUAGCAUCACAGCCAGAUGUGUUCGCACAUGUUGUCGACUCCGGCCCGACGACACCUUUAAGAACCCAUAUAUCGAGGGCCUCCUGUGCCAAUGCAGACGACGAUUGCAGAAAAACACCGAUUUUGACUCCCAGCGAACCAGGGACUUUAGAACAGGCUGACGAGGAGAUUAGCCCCCUCACUUUGGCUGGGUCUACCGAAAGCAUAGAGAUUCAUGUCACGAAGCCGCCAGGGGAUAUGCUGGAUCAGGACGUUUCCUAUGAUACCAGCCCGUGUCCUCAAGAUCUGCAAGCUAGAAGAUAUAUUGGAACUUCGGUAUAUUCUAGUCCAGCCUCUGACAACCCAGAGCUCGAAUCAAAUCUAGAACGAAUCUAUGCCGCGAAGCCACCGGUACACCAAGUGAAACGGAGCCUGACUUCCAAGAGCGUUCCGCCAGAGAACGUACGGAAGUCAAGGGUGCCCGCAAAUCAGCCCCAAAGAUCACCAUCUACUGCCCAGAGAGACAGUUCUAGCUUCGUUAGAAGAAGUCGCUUUAUCGAGGACCUAGACGACGUGUUUACGCUGAGAUGUGAAGGCCGCAUACCUCCCAAGGAUGAUUCCGAAAAGGAGAAUGCCGGCAGACGAUGUAGCGAUGGCUGGCUGUCUGGCGGGAAACGAGUGGGCUAUGGCUACAAUUUUACCCCGGGGGAACGGUAUCCUCGACUAUCCUGUUCCGAGGGCUCAGCCGAUGAGAAAUAUAAAGCAGCAAUUACUCUGCAAUCCUUCAAAAACAGAGCUCCCAUGGAUUACAGGCUCCCAAUCCAAGAUCUGAAACGAGAAGGUUUUCCUUCAGGAGAUAGCAAUUCUAUCUGCCCUGAUCUCCCAGAUGACAACAGCCGCACCCAUCAGCCGAAGAAAGUAGGCAACGCAUUUGCAUCAUUGGCGAAGAAAGUUCGCAGGCACAGGAGGAAUGACAGUAGCUCCACCGCUGUAUCCGGCCGUUCAACUCACUCCCGCGAGCUAGAACAGUUUCCGAGGCUAGAACUUGACCCAGAUAUAGAUUUGCCUAUUGGGUUCGACCCAGCCCGUCGGGAUGUAGACAGUGGCACAUAUAUCCGCAAUCCGGCCAUUAUACAAGCUCUCAAUGCGCUACGGGAACCCUCGAGUAUGGCCUCGGAGAGCUCCGAUAUGUGCCCAAUGAUGGGUGAUGACGUUAAUAGUUACAGCGAAGUGGACGAGAUAACGGAGGAUGUAGAACCCGGGCCAAUGUCUGCUGAGGUAUGGUCGAAGCUGUAUGAUGACUGUGUUCAGACCCAUUGA
Messenger RNA from Arthroderma uncinatum, 2019 nucleotides. RefSeq lists its product as uncharacterized. Lineage: Eukaryota; Fungi; Ascomycota; Eurotiomycetes; Onygenales; Arthrodermataceae. The coding region runs from base 1 to 2019 and encodes 672 amino acids. The transcript has a single exon. The record is from RefSeq and is a predicted model, not a curated record.